AUGGGGGAUAAUCUCGUCAAGGAGGAGCCACGGAAUCCUGUCAAUUGGGGGAGGAGGACCUACGGUCAAACAUUCACCACUACUCUGUCAACUCUCAGAAGACACCAAGACUCAAGAAUAGCUAGGAUCCUGGAUGGCAAAGACGCAGAUUUUAAAGUUAUCAGUGGACAAGUUUUUGUAGAUAGAGAUGGGACUUUCUUUAAAUACAUCCUGGAUUAUAUGAGGACAGGUCAAAUCACCUUGCCAGCAGAAUUCUCUGACUACAAUGGCUUGGCUCAAGAAGCACAGUUCUAUGGUUUGCAUCCUUUGGCACUUUGGGUUGAGAGGAACAGCCAUCGAUCCAGAGUUGAGGUUCUAGAGUUGCGCUUCUCUGUCCAGGAAACUCACGGAUUCUUCCAAAUAUUCUGCUCCAACAACAAAACUCUGGAGGCUUUGGCGAGAAGGAUAUCCAUUUUUGUGGAACAUCCAAAUCUGAAUGGGAAUUUCCCACACCUGCCUCAGAACUCCAGCACACCUCAUCCUGUACCGGUCCAGAGACCCUCUCACCACAACAUGGUGUUCCACUGUGGGACUGACCAACUAGCCAGGGAUGACUUCUCUGCCAGGUUUGUAACUAUUGAGCCGGAUGACAGAAAGCUUCUCAACAGCACCAACGUCCUGGGCCUGCUGGUAGACACCCUUCUGAAGGAUGGGUUUCGCCUGAUCGACACAAGGACAGUUUCCCAAGAGGAGAAGACUGAAUGCUACAUGUUUGAAAGGAGCAGAAAUACCCAGAUCGUUGUACUGAGUGAAACCCCCAGGGCAGAACAUCUCAGAAGACAGGACACACAGAGCCAGCUUGGUGAAGGAAAGAAAAAGUGAAAAGUGUCAGGGUGCAUCUCAAAAGUCUGAAGUGGUUCCCUUUCCAUGUCCAGUUCUGUAAUAUCAGUGGACUUCAGACUAUUGAGAUGGAUCCAUUCUCUGCGAGUCAGACUGGAUUGACCAGCAGAUGGCGACA
Oncorhynchus tshawytscha (Chinook salmon) is the source of this 997-nucleotide messenger RNA. Its product is annotated as putative potassium channel regulatory protein. The transcript is spliced from 3 exons. Gene Ontology annotation, biological process: protein homooligomerization; negative regulation of delayed rectifier potassium channel activity. The record is from RefSeq and is a predicted model, not a curated record. The coding region runs from base 1 to 861 and encodes 286 amino acids. Lineage: Eukaryota; Metazoa; Chordata; Actinopteri; Salmoniformes; Salmonidae. Gene Ontology annotation, cellular component: endoplasmic reticulum.